UGCAUCUCCAUCUGAAGCGUAUUCAUGUUCAUGUUGUGCACAACAUUGACAUGCGAUCUAAAUUGUAACUGAGCUUGACCCAACCAACCACACGCACACUCACCACCAUUCAGCAACAAUGGCUUCGUCCUUCGUCAAGCUCGAUGAUUCCCCUAUGUUCCAGAAGCAGUUAUUUUCUCUUGAAGAAACAGCUGAUGAGUUAAAGGAUCGGUGCCAGAAACUAUACAAAGGGUGUAAGAAGUUUAUGACAGCUUUGGGGGAAGCAUAUAAUGGAGAAAUUGCCUUCGCUGAUUCAUUAGAAGCAUUUGGUGGUGGCCAAGAUGAUCCUAUCAGUGUAUCAAUUGGAGGACCCGUCAUAUCUAAGUUUAUUAUCACACUGCGUGAGCUAGCUACUUUUAAAGAGCUUCUUCGUUCACAGGUAGAGCACGUGUUGAUUGACCGUUUGACGGAGUUUAUGAAUGUUGAUUUGCAAAAUGCGAAGGAAUCUCGCCGCCGUUUUGACAAAGCUGUGCAUUCUUAUGAUCAGUCACGAGAAAAGUUUGUGUCUUUGAAGAAGAAUACGCCGGAAGACAUUGUUGCUGAAUUAGAAGAGGACCUACAAAAUUCAAAAUCAACAUUUGAAAAAAGUCGCUUCAAUCUAGUAAACUCUCUCAUGAAUAUUGAAGUGAAAAAGAAGUAUGAGUUCUUGGAGUCCAUUAGUGCGAUAAUGGAUGCUCAUUUGAGAUACUUUAAACUGGGUUAUGACUUGCUGAGCCAAAUGGAACCCUAUAUUCACCAGGUGCUAACAUACGCACAACAAUCUAAAGAACUGGCUAAUAUUGAGCAAGAUAAGCUUGCAAAAAGGAUCCAGGAAUACAGAACACAGGCAGAGCUGAAAAGCAUACGAGCUUCUAGCAACUAUACAGAUACAAAGCCAGGUUCUGAUGGCACCCAUGUUGUAGGCUUGAGCUCUUACAAAAACUUUGAAGCAGGGGUGCAGUCUGCAACCAAAGGGGAGGUUCAAACAAUUAAACAGGGAUAUCUGUUAAAACGGUCAUCAAGCUUGCGAGGAGAUUGGAAACGAAGGUUCUUUGUACUUGAUAACCAACGGAAUUUAUAUUAUUACAGAGUGAAGGGUGCCAAACCCAUGGGCUCUCAGUCAUAUAAUUAUACUCGUUCUUCUGAACAAAAUAGUGGCAUGUUUGGUAGAUUCCGUUCAAGGCACAACAGGGCAGCAUCGCUAAAUGAGGAUGUUUUAGGUUGUUGUGCAGUUGAUCUUUGCACAUCCACUAUAAAGAUGGACGCAGAGGAUACCGAUCUACGACUUUGUUUCCGAAUAAUUUCUCCCUCAAAAACAUACACACUGCAGGCUGAAAAUGAAACUGAUAGGAUGGACUGGGUAAACAAAAUUACUGGAGCUAUCACAUCGCUUUUUAAUUCUCAGUUUCUUCAGCAGCCUCAUUAUGGUAGAUUGCACUUGGAAAAUAAAAACUCAACAGUUGGUGCUUCUUUGACAAGUCAAUCAGAGGAUAGUCACAAAUCUUUGAUGGAUGACAUAUAUUCCAAUGAAGUGGGUAGUGUCUCUGAGAUCUUAAGGGGAAUUCCUGGGAAUGAUAAAUGUGCUGAGUGCUGUGCUCCUGCACCAGACUGGGCAUCUUUAAACAUUGGCAUUUUGCUGUGCAUUGAAUGCUCUGGCGUACAUAGAAAUCUUGGUGUUCAUGUCUCGAAGGUGAGAUCCAUAACAUUAGAUGUUAAGGUUUGGGAACCUACCGUUUUGAAGUUAUUUGAUAACUUAGGUAACACUUAUUGUAAUUCUAUCUGGGAGGGCUUGCUUCUUGAAAAUGAAAGAGUAGGUGAAUCAAAUGUGUCUAUGAAACCUUGCUAUACAGAUGCCUUUCAAGACAAGGAAAAGUACAUCCAAGCAAAGUAUGUAGAGAAAGCACUAAUAAUCCGAGAAGAGGAUAUACCUGGGAUCCCUUCAGUUUCUGUUAGAAUCUGGGAAGCAGUUCAGACUGUCAAUAUACGAGAAGUUUAUCGCCUUAUUGUCACAUCAACUUCAAAUAUGAUAAACAUGAAAUAUGAUGAUGUGGUUCACGAUGCUGAUGCUGAUGCUGAAGGACAUCAGCAUGAACCUGAAGCCUGUCUGAGAGUUAAAGAAACUAAUGAGAUAGAGAGGUGUUUCCGAGGUUGGUCCUUGCUACAUCUGGCAUGUCAUUCUGGCAGUGCAUUAAUGGUUGAGUUGUUGCUCCAAUUUGGUGCUGAUGUAAAUUUGCGUGACUAUCAUGGAAGAACUCCCUUGCACCAUUGCAUUUCAAGUGGGAAAAAUCCAUUGGCAAAGUUUCUACUGAGAAGGGGUGCGAGGCCCUCGGUUAAAGAUGCUGGCGGACUCACUGUACUUGAAAGAGCAAUGGAGAUGGGAGCAAUAACUGACGAAGAGCUAUUUAUCAUGCUUGCUGAAUGCCAGUGAAGAUGGAACGAAUUGGUAAAUAUUGUGUUAAGAAUUUUGAAUAUAAGCUGUUGUUCAUUAAGAAUAGAAUGUUCGAUGUCUUAUUAGCAUACCUAAUUCACCGAAAGGAAAUUCAUUAACUGUGGAUCCAUAUUUCAUGCAGUUACUAAUCGAAAACACUUCCCAUGUAUCUCUCAAUGAAAAUUAUAAAGGAAUAUAUUCAU
Abrus precatorius (Indian licorice) is the source of this 2649-nucleotide messenger RNA. Its product is annotated as ADP-ribosylation factor GTPase-activating protein AGD4-like. Gene Ontology annotation, molecular function: protein binding; GTPase activator activity. Gene Ontology annotation, cellular component: cytoplasm. Lineage: Eukaryota; Viridiplantae; Streptophyta; Magnoliopsida; Fabales; Fabaceae. The record is from RefSeq and is a predicted model, not a curated record. The coding region runs from base 119 to 2446 and encodes 775 amino acids. The transcript has 19 exons.